GAUGCGCAAGCUCGAAAGCUACGACGGAGGCCUCAUCGUGCAACCGAGCCACGAGCGCGAGAUCCUCGCUGCUGUCCUCGAGGUGAAGGUGGACUUGAAGCUGGAGGUGCAGCGGGUCAACCAGCGGCUGGCCAAGAUCGAGGACAUGCUGCAGGCGCUGCUGACGCGAGUGCCGCCGCCCGUCCAGACGACCACGAUAGCGACCUCGCCGCUGCCGAGCGUGACCUCGCCUUUCUCGCCACCGCCUCAGCCGUCACAGCAAUCGUCGCCGCAGCAGGCGACCUCGAGGAACCUGAGUGCGAUGGUCGCGGCCAUGUCUUCCCCGUCGGGUCCAACGACGCCGCAGAGCCCGGUCGGCAGCGCGCCCGGCCAGGCCUCGGUUACCACGAGCCCCUGCCAGGAGAGCAAGCCCACGGCUGUUGGGCCGCCCCCCCAGGCCACCAGCAGUGCUCGCGAGAGGUAUGUCAGUCCGGGAUACGAAUAUAAUAUGGAGGUCGGAGCAA
Copidosoma floridanum is the source of this 503-nucleotide messenger RNA. Its product is annotated as proline-rich receptor-like protein kinase PERK2. The record is from RefSeq and is a predicted model, not a curated record. NCBI's taxonomy places the organism in Eukaryota, Metazoa, Arthropoda, Insecta, Hymenoptera, Encyrtidae.